UUUACAUAAUUGUAUGUGCCUGUAUAUUCAUGUACAGGUAUCAGGGUGUAUUUUCUAGUGUGUUAAGUGAAUUUGAAACAGAUUCAGGAGUAAAAUGGUACCUUAUCUUUACUUAAAGUAGAAGCAUUAGAAUGAGAAUAGCCUGUUUACUAAAGGAAUGGAUAGAAUUAGAUGUUGAUUCAUUAAGAGGGCUGGCAGUGUCUCUUGCAUCUGAAUCUGACCUUCAAUAUUGCAGCUGAUGAUGUCAAGCCUGAGGAGAAAGGCAACAGCAGUCAGACAGGAAAACAUGAGGAUUCUUCUUCUGGAGGAGGCAACAACAACAACGAUGAGGACGGCAAGGAUUCUGAGGAGCUGAAAGAUGGCUGUCCCAAGGGCAACAAGGUCAAAGGUCAUACCAGGAUGAAGGGAAAGGUCAGCAGGAGAAGUGUGUCUCCAGAGAAAUGGAAUCCAGUCAGAGGUUUGGAGUCUGUCAUCCAUGUGAGCAGUACUGAGACUGUUAAAGCCAAGGGUAAGCACACAAGGAACCACUCCAAGUUGCCCUUAGGUAUGCGUCUGAGUGAGUCUGUAAUCAAAAUGACCAGAAAACAGUCAUACGCUUCACCUGUGAAAUCCUGCAUUGUUGAAAACAAGUGCGCUGAGAAGGCAAGUGUCAGCAACAGUUGUAGGUCUCCGGAUUUGCAUUUGAGUAAAGGUGUUCCACUGCAGACCAGUAUCCAAGACUUCCCCACUUGGCACAGGAAGGGCAAGCCCACGCGGGGUCAUGAAUCAGAGAAGUCUGGGUUUUCACAGACUUACGAGGACUCUCAACAGGUGGAGGAUCAGCCUCUUGACCUGUCCAGUAAACCAAAGAAAAGAAAAGCCAAGUGUGAGCCCAAAGUUCCAUGCUCCAAAAAAGUGUCUUCUCUUGAAGCCACUGAUCUUUCGUCAAGCUUGCAAAGCUUGCAGCAGAAGUUCGGCGGUGAUUUCCCCUUCCAGACUUCUCGGCGGCCACGAAUUGGUCUAACAGAACAGUAUUACAUGUCUCACUUACACGUCAGUACCAGUUCCUUCUCCAACUGGAGGAAAUCUUCUUCUCGCGGCGGUCAGCACCAGGAGUAUAGACAGGCUGAUCACGCUGAUAUUAAAAACGGACAUUGUGAUGAACAGGCACAUAGCAGUGAGUCCACAGUAAAGGGGGAUAACACUGCUCGAAAUUCACAAACAGUUAAUGCAAUUUUGACCAAGAUUAGCGGUUCCUCGGACACUGACAAACAAGACUCGUGCGCGAACAAACACACAACUCACCGGUGUUCUUGUCAAAAGACAUUUCACACUUUGUAUGAACUCAGUAUCCACCUUCAGGAGAGUGGCCAUUCACCUGGGGUAGGGAAGCAGACGAGCCUGAUGGAAUACCCCAAACUCGUCCGAGGCCAGGACAUGUGGCUGAACCAGGGCUCAGAGCAAACCAAACAAAUCCUGAGGUGUAUUCAGUGUGGAGAGUCAUUCAAGUCUCUCCCCGAGCUGACUGUUCACAUGAUGGAGACGCAGCAUUACACGAAAAUCGUGAGCACAGAACACGGACGCCGAGCCCACAAGUGUUCAGCUUAUUGCGAGAGGGAAUCAACGGACAGUGAUUGUGUCUUUAAGUGCAAGAUAUGUCACAAGGUUUUCUCCGACAUGGAGGCCUUAGCAAAUCACAUGGUCAUAUCGGGUCACCAUAGAAAACAGAGUGUGCGUUCAUGUGGCGACAGUUUAACAGAGGCCAGUGUGAACAAACAAUACCGCAAACGUCUUCUGGAUGACUCGUCUGUGGUACUGAACAAAGCUGCUCAUUUGGAAAGUAAACGAACGUUGUUAAUGCCAUCACUGUGUGCUGGUGACCUUCACAGAGACAGUUCUAGGGCAAGAUCACCAGCUAACAAAGUACUGAGAACUGUUCACCCAAGUGACAAAAAGAUAGCAUGUGAAAAUUGUGGAAAUAAGAUUGAAAUGGAAAUGUUUGUGGAACAUAUCAGAUACUGUUUAAGAAAAAGGGUAGAAGAAAUUCAUCAUUUGAGACUUUCAGAGUUGCCUUCCCCUUGUGAGGAUGACGGAAAGGCAAGAGGAAAUGAUUCUCUUUUACUAAAAAAGGCCAAGUGGGGCCUGAAGCAAAAAGAUUCAGAAAGAAUGAGGUUGUACGUUGCUGGGGACAGACACAUCAGUCAGAGAAAGCUUAAUUCUUCACAUUGCUUGAACUCCUCAUCAAAUGGAGAAGUUACACAUUCUCACAAAACCAACACCAAAGCCCUGUCUUCAAAUCAUGUGACAGCUAGUCCCAACCUUUCAGCUGAAAAUAAUUCAAAAGUGAAAUGUCAGUCAGCACCAAGUUCCCCAUGCAAUUCUGUCAGGAGUGACUACGUGUGUUCAAGCAGAUUCCCUGUCUCCAGCAAGCAUGUCAUGGAAGCUGUCUCCAGAGAUAAACUUUCUAAAUCCCCUAAUCUGGAACUGUCCCCCAAGCCCUUGCUCUCGCAUUGUCGCGAGAGCCAGUCCUCCCACGGGAGUGAUCCUCGGUGUUCUCCAGACCCUGGCAUUAAUUCUCCCCGGGAGGAAAGGAAUGGAGAGUGUAAACUUUCUGAGGACACCACAUAUCAUCCACCUGUCAUCCAGGCUGUGGACACUGUGGACUCUUCCUCUUUAGACCAGGAUCGUAGGUCAGUGUCACCUCCUUCUGGUGGAUUUAGGUCAGGGUCACCUCCUCUUGCUGGAAUUAGGUCAUCGCCUCCUCCUCCUGCUGGAAGUAGUUCAAGAUCACAGAGCCCCGGGAGCUCUGAGGGAUUGAUAUGUCCUAGAAUAAUGGUAAAUGGGUUUGUAUCUGAUUUGUCACAGUCCCCGAGUCCAGAUCGGUGUUACAGUUCAACACCUGAUAAGAAAUCAUCCACAGAUCCGGCUGAACCCACAGCACAGGAGCUAAACCUCCCCACAAAUGUCAAGGUGGAAGAUGAAAAAGACUCUGAUGAUGAGUCCAGUAUAAAGGAGUCCAAAUCCAAAUCAUAUGAGGAAAGGUCACCAUCGGCCAUAGAACAGAUGAUUCUGGAAUAUUCUAGCAACUCCAUGCAGGAAUCUGUAAGUCAUUUGAAGAAACUGACAGAAAUUAAGCUACCACUGAGAGAUAAUCAUGGCCGUGGUUUGCAGAAAUCUGGUCACAGCCUCCAUGACAACCAUGGGGGCGAGAAAAACAAGGAAUGUGGUAAUCUGUCCAAACCGUUAGACAUCAUCGACCCUGACAGUUCAGAUUCAAUAGCACCAGCGAUAAACGCUUUGAAGGCCAUGGAAAAUCUCAUCCAGAAAAGUUUCGAGUCCAAAAGUGAUAAAACCCCUAAAAAAUUAUGUCCCAUAGACAUGCUGCGACAGCCCCUGUAUGGCUGGUUCUAUCAGAGGGACAUGUACAAGGCAUAUCCUAGCAGUCAGGGUCUCAAGAAGGACAUUGGUCAUGUAGGGGUGAACCAAAGAGAGAAACCCAAACUGUCAGAUGAUAGCAAACCUGCUGCAGGAAACCAGACAAAUGGUGUACAUAAGACUGAUGAUAUCAACAUGGAAACUAGAUCUCCAGAAGUCAAAGUUAGCAGUAGUUCAGAGGAAACUCCUGUCAAACGAGAAUCUGUUGUUUGUAAAUACUUGAACUUUUUUGAUGAAACUUCGUCAGAAAACGGGAAAAAGUCUAAGGGAUCUGCUUUAGACUCUCUUAGUUCUUUUGUGUAUGGGCAGCCUUUGACCAGUGAACAUCCAUUAGACAGCCUGCAGAGGCUUAUUUCGAAGGCAGACACGCCCCUUGACUCACUGGCUGGGGGCCGAGGCUCGUACAAACACCCUGCUAGUACUCCCGAGCCUUCAGGGGGAGGCUGUAGCUCCGAUGGGGAUGACUUACCUCUAAAUCUGACUGUCAAAUGUCAGGCUGUCAAGAGUGAGGAGCACUGUCCAUCAUCAUCGCACCAGCUUGAGGCCGAUCCGAAAAGCGAGGACAGUCCAUCUGGAAACAGUGACGGAGAAUUCAUGGAGUACAAGUGCCCAGCCUGUAACCGCCACUUUGCCACCAAAGGUUCUUAUCGUUAUCACUUGAGCAGGUGCCACCUGUCCACAGUGAAGAAGUACGGCAUCAGCACGGCGUUUCACAUGAGUCCUUACAUUUACUUGCCGCUGGACCAUACUGCCAAGUUCACCAAGUACUACGAGAUGGCUCAGGAACUGGCUGGCAAAGAAUUGACCGAGGAACAGCAAGAUAAAUAGAUGCGAACAUACUGCAAUAGCAGCUGUGAACAUUUUCAGUGAAAUUUUGACUUUCACCUCUUUGGUUGACUGGACAUGUGUCUCUAGUCCUUGGUACAUUUGAAAUUAAUAAGCUCUAAUGUACAUGUAAGGAGCUAUGCUGAACCAUAUGUGCCAUUCUAAGCCAGUCAUACGUCACCUUGUCACUUGACCAGCUGUUGCAGUUUGUGGUCACAUUUCCAUUGGGCACCUGUAAAUUCAUGGAGCUCUUCUCAUAAGAAACAUCUUUUCUGCACCCAGUGACUACAGUAUCUUACAUACAUGUACAUAUCAGAGUUUUAAGUGGUGUAAAUUAUAAAUUGUACAGUGUUUAUGACCAUUUUCAGUGCUACCGAUUUGGUAGUUUAACAUGGUGUUGGAGUUUGUUGGGUCAACCAAUGGUGUAUGCUGUAAUACUCCAACCAUACAUACAUAUAUAGACAUACAUACUAAUGGUAUACACAAGACAUUUCCUGACAGAAUGUAAGCUCUACUUGAUCAGCAUGGAGGUAAAAUAAUGUAUAGAAUGUUUUAAGAUGAGGCUCAAGGAUUUAUACAGUCAUGUACAUGCAUCAUUUCUUUUCGAAUUAUUUAAUCUUGAAGUUUUGUGAAUAUUACAUUUUCAUACUUGUAGAAUUAGGUUGAAAAUGGCCUAUCAUGAUACUUUUUAAGAAGAGAUUUUAAAGUCUUCAGACCUUUAAUACAGUUCACAGCCCUGACCUUUUUUUUUCGUUUUUUUUUAUUGACUGCAGUUAUAUUUUUAGAGAUUGGCUCAAGUUUUAACAACUGUACAUUAUUUCCUGGUUGAGCUUACAUUCAGUUAUGUGCGUGUACAUUUUUCAGUUGGUAUCUUUGAAAAGAUCUACAAGUGGGAAUCAAGACACAUGUUCACACAUCAAGUAUUUAAUAAGUUUCACCUCUGAAAGAGGCAUUAAAGUGAAAGCAUGUUGUCCGCUCCUCCCUGCCUUCACUUUUGUCAACUCACAUUACCCCAACUCCACCCCCAAAUGGUUUAACCAUUCCUUUUCAUGAAAAGUUUGUAGUCAAGUGCUGUAUAUUUUCUCAUUCCAAAUGUUUUUAUUUAUAAAUAUAGAGCUCGAUGUAGAUCUAGCCGGCAAAUCCUGCUUCAUGCAUUCCCUAUAUUGUACAUGUAUCCCAUACCAUCCCCUUUCAUCUUUUUGGUUCAAAACCUGUAUCACAGCCUCAAUACUUUUAUACAUAAUGUCUGUAUGGAGGGAACAGGCUUAAUUCCAUUUAACCACCUGAUCACAGGAUUUGGCAUGGAACUAUUAAUAAUGAAUAAUUUGAAUGACUUUCUCCUUCUUGGUAUGAUGCAAAGUGUAACAAUAUAAAAUAUAGUUUGUUUCUCCCUUGUGUUUUUUAUUUUUUUUUUUUUUUACAAAAAAAAAAUAAACAGUUUUUAUUUAUUUAUUUUUAUAAACUUUUUUUGUUAAUGGCUAUUACUGUAGGCAUACUGGGAGCUCAUUUUUCAGUCUAGAAAUGAACUGUCACUCCCAGUUUUUACCAUUGCAGGAGUAGAAUGUUUUUGUACAUGUUUUAACAAAAGUAAUUUCCUUGUAUUGAAUAUUGAUUUAUUCUGGGUAUCGUGAGCUGCCUGCCAGAGGAAAAGUGUUGAGAAAAGUGUAUUGUUUCCUGUAGUUGAUAGUAUCUGAAUACUGACAACAUGAGCAUUGAAACGAUUCCAUACACACAGGCCAAAUACUUGUUCAUGAAUCCAGAGUUGUUACCGCUAAAUUUUCAUUGAGUGGCAUCUAUAUAUGGCCACUUACCAUGCCAUGUUGCUGUAUUAUUUCACAGUUUUUUUACACAUGUAGGACACAAGAACUAGCUAAAAUCCAUAAUUCAGAACUCUCUGCUCGCUAUAUAUAUGUAACGUGUACAGUGGAGUGACAUAACAUUGCCACUUUCUUCCGAUGUGAGCUACCUUUCUCCUUCCUUUAUCAUCACAGAUCAUUAGUUUAGAGUUAACUAUAAGCAAUAUUUUAGGAUAUCUAUAAUCCUGAACUACCUAAAUUCAGAAUAUCGGUGUCAUCUUUUUUUUCAGAAUCACGAUACCUUGGAGUAAUGUCAGUUCGCAUUUCCAGAAUAAGCAACUCUUUAGCGUGUUAGUAAUUAGAUAUUAUCUGAAUUAGUACUAAACCACAGCAUGUGUAUCUGAAGAUAUUUCUGCAUCCCAAACCAUUUAAAUUCACAACACAAGUUGUAAAUGUUAUCUUUUGGACUACUUACCGUUACCAGUACUAAAUAUGAAGGAGAAUAUUAAAUUGCACAGAAUUGCCCCUACAUGAUUUAUAGCUCAAUAGUGAAUAACCCCACAAGGGAGGUAACUGGGCAUUGUAACGCCAAGAGCGUACAUGUACGUGUAUUGGCAGGAAGUGUUGGACAACUUUCAAGGUUUUACAAGCAGAAUGUAGUCGAAAAUUUUCACUUUUGAAUACCUUUCAGAUUCUUUCUUUUCAUUGUCCCUAUUCCUGUGUAGGCCUACUGCUGUGUGUUGGAUUGAUGUUCAUUGGAUGUUAAGGUCUGAAAAUUAAUAUUGAUGGUAUGUUCUAAAAGUACAGCACACUUCAGUAUAUUUCGCGGUAUUGUUGGUACACCUUUAGGUGCAUGCAUACAUGUAUGUGCAGGCUAUGAUGACACAGUCUUCGGUUAAUACACUCAUGGUUUUCGGAAAUAGUUUUUAUUUUAUGUUUUUUUUUUUUUUUUACAACUUCUCUGAGCCACAUUUUUUGUCAUUUUCAUUUGCCAAGCGCCAUCUCACUCUUCUACAAAUUUCUUUACUUGAUAGUUUUUCCAUUCUUGCACCAUUCGUCCAUACUAUUUCAUCAGUGAGCUGAAGAGCUCUUUUUGGAACACAAUUGCUAUGGCUGAGCCUGUGUAGAUUUUGUACUGUGGUAAAUGACAAGAUUCGACAGAUAAUGUGGUGUGUCAGAGUUGUCCCUGUGGCAAAGAGAGUUGUUACGGCAUUCACAUAUACAUGUUCAUGUUUUUUCCACUACUGGUAUGUGUUGAUUUACCCUCUGGGUAUAGACUUGUACAGUCUUGUUAUCUA
This is a messenger RNA of Liolophura sinensis, 7333 nucleotides long. RefSeq lists its product as uncharacterized. Gene Ontology annotation, molecular function: DNA binding; DNA-binding transcription factor activity, RNA polymerase II-specific. Lineage: Eukaryota; Metazoa; Mollusca; Polyplacophora; Chitonida; Chitonidae. The coding region runs from base 400 to 4242 and encodes 1280 amino acids. Gene Ontology annotation, cellular component: nucleus. The transcript is spliced from 2 exons. Gene Ontology annotation, biological process: regulation of transcription by RNA polymerase II. The record is from RefSeq and is a predicted model, not a curated record.